CAACUUCUUUUGACUCUACAAAAGAAAUUGUAUCUACAGCAGCCCCUAAAGCCAAGGAGUCCAGCAAAUCAUCAGAUAAGACUCAUGACUGAAAAACAGCGGGAAGAAGCAGAAUGGGAAAACAUGAAUGUGCUGCUGAUGAUGCAUGGCUUAAAGCCUUUAUCUCUAGUCAAAAGAACAGAUAUGAAAGAUCUCAUCAUUUUUGACAAACAGUCAUCACAGACGAUGAGGGAGAAUUUAAAAACAAUGAUGGAGGAAACAUCACGUCAACAGAACAUGAUCCAGGAGCUCAUAGAAACUAAUAAACAGCUUAAAAAUGAACUUCAGCAACAGCAAAGUCGAGCAGCAGAUCAGGAACAACGAGCUAAUGACUUGGAACAAAUUAUGGAGAGUGUGAAGUCCAAAAUUGGUGAAAUGGAGAAUGAAUCUGUAAAUAGGGUUUGCCAGCAACAGAAUAAAAUAAAACAACUUCAAAAGGAGCAUAAAGCUUUACAGGCAAAAUGUGAACAUUAUAAGAAAAAACGAACAGAGCAACAAGAGACUAUUGCUGCUUUGCAGAAGGAUAUCUAUAGGUUAACACAGGAAGAAGAAGAACGCAUUAUCACUCAAAAUAGAGUGUUUUCCUAUCUCUGCAAAAGAGUUCCUCAUACCGUCUUGGAUAAACAGUUGCUUUGCCUUAUUGAUUACUAUGAAUCUAAACUUAGAAAAUUUCAUAAACAAAGACUAUAUAAAGAAGAUGAAAGUCAGUCAGAAGAAGAAGAUUAUAGAAGCCUGAGUGCUUUACCCACUUACAACGGCCUUCUAAUGUCAUUACAGAAUCAACUCAAGGAAUCAAAAACUAAGAUAGAUAUACUUUUAAGUGAAAAGCUCAAUCUUCAAAAAGAUUUGGAAACCAGGCCCACACAGCAUGAAUUAAGACUUUAUAAACAACAAGUGAAGAAACUGGAGAAAGCCCUUAAGAAAAACAUCAAAUUACAGAAUAUUAUCAGUCAAAAAAAGGCUGAGUCCAAAGAGGGAAAAGAUGAGCCCAGCAAAGAUAACCAGCAGCAGGCUCUGAUUGACCAGAGAUACUUCCAGGUAUUGAGUAGCAUCAAUUCAAUUAUUCACAAUCCAAGAGCUCCAGUAAUAAUAUAUAAACAGAGCAAAGGAACAGCCCAACAUUUUAAUAGAGAUCUUAUUCAGGAUUGUGGAUUUGAGCAUCUUGUUCCUAUAAUAGAAAUGUGGGCAGAUCAACUGGCUUCCUUAAAGGAUUUAUAUAAGUCCUUGAAAAUACUGUCUACAGAACUGGUGCCUUGGCAUAAUUUAAAGAAGCAGGAUGAAAAUGAAGGUGUCAGAGUUGAAGAUCUGUUGUUUAUAGUAGAUACCAUAUUAGAAGAAGUUGAAAAUAAGGCAAAGGACAGCAAUAUGCCAGACUUCCACAUUUUGCGAGCUGUCGUUUCUCACUUCCAAAAAUUAUUUGAUGUUCCUUCUUUAACUGGCGUCUAUCCUCGAAUGAAUGAAGUUUAUACUAGGCUUGGAGAAUUGAACAAUGCUGUGAGAAACCUCCAAGAACUCUUAGAACUAGAUAGUUCAUCCUCAUUGUGUGUGCUGGUGAGCACAGUUGGAAAAUUGUGUAGGCUGAUUAAUGAAGAUGUGAAUGAAAAGAUUAUGCAGGUAUUAGGACCAGAAGACCUUCAAAGCAUUAUCCACAAAUUGGAAGAACAUGAGGAAUUUUUCCCAGCAUUUCAGGCAUUUACUAAUGAUCUACUCAAAAUCUUAGAAAUUGAUGACUUGGAUGCCAUUGUACCUGCAGUAAGGAAAUUAAAAAUACUUUCAUACUGA
Budorcas taxicolor (takin) is the source of this 1821-nucleotide messenger RNA. RefSeq names its product centrosomal protein 70 (gene CEP70). The transcript is spliced from 16 exons. The record is from RefSeq and is a predicted model, not a curated record. Gene Ontology annotation, biological process: regulation of microtubule cytoskeleton organization; cilium assembly. Lineage: Eukaryota; Metazoa; Chordata; Mammalia; Artiodactyla; Bovidae. Gene Ontology annotation, molecular function: gamma-tubulin binding. Gene Ontology annotation, cellular component: centrosome. Bases 85 to 1821 code for a protein of 578 amino acids.